Ogataea angusta is the source of this 864-nucleotide messenger RNA. RefSeq lists its product as uncharacterized. The coding region runs from base 1 to 864 and encodes 287 amino acids. Gene Ontology annotation, cellular component: mitochondrial large ribosomal subunit. The transcript has a single exon. The record is from RefSeq and is a predicted model, not a curated record. NCBI's taxonomy places the organism in Eukaryota, Fungi, Ascomycota, Pichiomycetes, Pichiales, Pichiaceae. Gene Ontology annotation, molecular function: structural constituent of ribosome.
AUGAGCCAUUUCAAGUGGGGAAGACGGUGUCUGGCUACAAAUGUAGCUACUCCGCUUAGUAAUGUUCAAACUGGAGUAAUUCUAUCAAGAGUCCCCCAAGUCACACCCGAGGUGACGGAUUUUGAGCAAAAAUUUUACAAAUAUCAAGAUGAACUGGAAAGAAGACUCAUGUGGACAUUUCCAAGAUGGUUCUAUUUCAAAAAAGGUACUGUUGCUGAGCGAGAAUUUUCGCAAGCUCAGAAAUAUCCACUGCCAGCAAGAGAUGGUGUGUGGUUCCCAAAAGGAAAACCGGAAAUCAGACACGGCAGAGACAGAAGAUUCAAAGAGAAUAUCGUGUUACCUAAGGCUGAGGGACAUGAAAAGCAGGGCGAAUCGUCUGCAACACAAGUAGAAAAUUUGGAUGACGCUAGCAGGCCCAUAAAACCGUUGCCUAGAGUCACAGAAGCCGACAAAACCAACAAUCAGCAUUCUUUGGAGAGAAAACUUUCAAGAACUCUAUACCUGCUCGUCAGACAAAACAACAUGUGGAAAUUCCCUGCUUUUCCGGUUCCAGACGACUCCAAACCAUUACACACGAUUGCUGAAGAGGGUCUAAAGAAUUUGGGAGGAGAAAAGCUCAACGUGUGGACCGUUUCCCAUACCCCCACUGCAUUAUUGAAGUUUUCGAAUGGCAAGCUUGUUCAUGAUUUACCUCAAGAUGGUAUUCGAGAAUAUUUGAUUAGGUCACACAUCAUUGCGGGAGAGUUUCAACUAAACAAAAUUGACGGCUGCGAAGAAUACAAAUGGCUCACGAGAGAGGAAAUUCAGCAACAGACAGACCCUGCUUACUUUGAAAAGAUUGAUUGUCUUCUCUCCAAGGUGUGA